CAGUAUGUUGACAUUUAAUAUUUGAGUGCUUUUUAUUUUUCGCGCCGAUGACAAUUCGCAAAAAUUUAAAACGUAAAAAUUAAUCUAUAGCUUUAUGACUCGAAUUCGCAAAAAUAAAUCGACGUAAAAAUUUCCAGAUUUACGGUAUAUAUUCUCUUAUACGCUAAGAGAAGGGAAGGUGAGGUUUUUCCAUAGGGAAAAAGAUUUAAAACCAAAAGUAAUUUCUAAUUAAGUUCGCAAGUACUCCUAAAACUCAGUCAUGUUCUCAAGAGGGAGACUUGAAAUAAGUGAAUUAUAUAUGAUGAUUGAACUUCUUCUCAGUUCCUUCGUGAUUGUUUAAUCCGUUUCUCAUUACGUUGAAAGAAGAAUGAGUUGAAUAUACUUGUUAAAUCACGUUUUCAGUCUGAAGUUUUCUUGUCCAUGUCAUUUGAAGAUCGUGUUCGAGUGGAAUAAGACCGUCUGUUUACUUAAGAUUUACAGAGAAAAAUGAGUAUAGGUAGCAAGAACGACACUGACAGAAAAAUAGAAGAAAAAGAAAACGGAGAAGAAAAUGAACACAAGUAUACAAGUUACUGGAAGAAAUUUUCAACCCGCAACGUCAUUCGAACACCCACCGGCUCGAUCACAAAACAAACUGAAGAGAGUAAUUCUAAUUCUUUAUCCACGUCACCAAUGUUUCUUACAAUCAUAAUAUUAGGAGCAACGGUGUUUUUUCUUCUGUUGAUAAUCGUGAUCUUAAUCAAAAAAAUAAAAACCAGUCAUAAGACAUUCUCAGAUGCGGUGGACUCAAAUUGCGAGAUUUCCCGCGGAAAAAGAACUUUCGAGACACAGACAACACAAGCAAAAGUUAUUAAUCAGAGACAAAAUGUGAUGAGGGAAAAACAUUUUGGUCGAGUGGUCCUUCCUGCUUCGUCUAAUCUAUUAGACAUUGGUCAGGUGUUCCCUAGUUCUUACGAAGGUUCGGGUGAAUACGUCGACCCGAAUGAUCCCUACAUCAAUACAAAUGACCCCGAAGCCAGUCCAAAUGACAUUGACACCAAACCUAAGUAUUUAGAGGUCUUGGCGGAGUCGCACAAUACAAGCACUGAAGUUAACGGGUUUAGUUGUCGACAUCUGCGAGUGCCAAUCUGUAAAUGUUCGGCAUCAGGAUACUAUAACGUACAGUGCAAAACCUGCCAGAGAAAAGGAAAGUCUAAACCAAAAUAUGACGAUAUAAAUUAUUGAUUUUGUUAGUUUUAUUUUAAAGGAGGCUGUGUGGUCAACAAAUUGACCAUCAGAUCUACCAAAACUUCAAA
This is a messenger RNA of Magallana angulata, 1295 nucleotides long. RefSeq lists its product as uncharacterized. The record is from RefSeq and is a predicted model, not a curated record. The coding region runs from base 487 to 1224 and encodes 245 amino acids. The transcript is spliced from 2 exons. NCBI's taxonomy places the organism in Eukaryota, Metazoa, Mollusca, Bivalvia, Ostreida, Ostreidae.